Molecule: messenger RNA, 2922 nt
Organism: Perognathus longimembris pacificus (Pacific pocket mouse)
Lineage: Eukaryota; Metazoa; Chordata; Mammalia; Rodentia; Heteromyidae
Gene: Smyd1
Product: SET and MYND domain containing 1
Exons: 10
Coding region: 46-1518 (490 amino acids)
Cellular component (GO): nucleus
Molecular function (GO): histone H3K4 methyltransferase activity; protein binding
Source: RefSeq, a predicted model, not a curated record
UGGGCGCAGUGUGAAAUCCACCUCACUGGCCUGACAGGCUCUGAGAUGACAGUAGGGGGCAUGGAGAAUGUGGAGGUCUUCACUUCUGAGGGCAAAGGCCGGGGUCUGAAGGCCACGAAGGAGUUCUGGGCGGCUGAUGUCAUCUUUGCCGAGCGGGCAUAUUCUGCGGUGGUUUUUGACAGCCUCGUUAAUUUUGUGUGCCAUACCUGCUUCAAGAGGCAAGAGAAACUCCAUCACUGCGGACAGUGCAAGUUCGCCCAUUACUGCGACCGUACCUGCCAGAAGGACGCCUGGCUGAACCAUAAGAAUGAGUGUUCCGCCAUCAAGAGAUUCGGGAAGGUGCCCAAUGAGAACAUCAGACUGGCUGCCCGCAUCAUGUGGCGGGUGGAGAGAGAGGGCACGGGGCUCACCGAGGGCUGCCUGGUGUCGGUGGACGACCUGCAGAACCACGUGGAGAACUUUGGGGAGGAGGAGCAGAAGGAGCUGCGGAUGGAUGUGGACACGUUCCUGCAGUACUGGCCGCCCCAGAACCAGCAGUUCAGCAUGCAAUAUAUCUCGCACAUCUUUGGAGUGAUUAACUGCAAUGGCUUCACCCUCAGUGACCAGAGAGGCCUGCAGGCAGUGGGUGUGGGCAUCUUCCCCAACCUGGGCCUGGUGAACCAUGACUGCUGGCCCAACUGCACAGUCAUCUUCAACAACGGCAAUCAUGAGGCAGUGAAAUCCAUGUUUCAUACCCAGAUGAGAAUUGAACUCCGGGCCCUGGGCAAGAUCUCUGAAGGAGAGGAGCUGACGGUGUCCUACAUUGACUUCCUCAAUGUCAGUGAGGAGCGAAAGAAGCAGCUGAAGAUGCAGUACUACUUUGACUGCACGUGUGAGCAUUGCCAAAAAGGGCUGAAAGACGACCUCUUCCUGGGGGUGAAGGAAGACCCCAAGCCUUCACCCGAAGUGGUGAAAGAGAUGAUACAAUUCUCAAAAGACACACUGGAAAAAAUAGACAAGGCUCGCUCUGAGGGUUUGUAUCAUGAGGUUGUGAAGCUGUGCCGGGAAUGUCUGGAGAGGCAGGAGCCAGUGUUUGCCGACACUAACCUGUAUUCACUGAGGAUGCUGAGCAUUGUGUCUGAGGUCCUCUCCUACCUGCAGGCCUUUGAGGAGGCCUCGCACUAUGCCAAGAGGAUGGUGGAUGGCUACAUGAAACUUUACCACCACAACAAUGCCCAGCUGGGCAUGGCCAUUAUGCGGGCAGGGCUGACCAAUUGGCACGCUGGUAACAUCGAAGUAGGGCACGGGAUGAUCUGCAAAGCCUACGCCAUUCUCCUGGUGACACAUGGUCCCUCCCACCCCAUCACCAAGGACCUAGAGGGAAUGCGGAUGCAGACAGAGAUGGAGCUGCGCAUGUUCCGCCAGAACGAAUUCAUGUACCACAAGAUGCGCGAGGCUGCCCUGAACAACCAGCCCAUGCAGGUCAUGGCGGAGCCCAGCAACGAGCCAGCCCCAGCCCUGUUCCAUAAGAAGCAAUGAGAAGCUGUUGGGGGUGGGGCGAUCUGUCUGGGGAGCUGGAGACUCCUGAGAUGCUGGGGCAGUGAGUCUCUGCAGCGAGGAAGUCAGGGUUCUGCUCAACCUGUGGCUGUGGGAAUGUAGUGCCCUGAAUUUCCCACUGUCAUCUUGUGUGAGUUCAACCCAUUUCAAUUCAACUUAGCUCAAUCACAUCCCAGCCCAACAUUGCCUACUAAUGUAUUUAUUGAGUACAAGGGUAUAGCAUCUCAUAAAGAAGCUCCGAAUGCAGUUGGAUGGGGGUGGGGCAGAAUGUAAGCAAUGAAAACACAGUAUCAUAUUAAAUGCAAUGAACUGUAUGGAGAGAGGGAUGCAAAGGAGGUCAUGAUUGUGUGUGUGUGUGUGUGUGUGUGUGUGUGUGUGUGUGAGACACAGUGUAGCUAUCACGGAAGGGAUAACAUCUGAGCUGGGGCUGGCAGGCUCCUGGAGUCUCAGGUGGAUGCUUGCCUCUGUGUGGCUGCCUGUGGGGCUGUGCUCUUCCAUGCUCUGGAGAAGGUGAGAUCAGACACUAAGAUGGAUGCUUCGCCCUUCCUCGGCAGCAUGGGGUAUGAGUGGGCUUGUCUGGCCACUUGGGCUCUACUCAGACUUGAAAUGUAUUCAGGAUGCUGCAUGAAUUGGUGGUGGCCUUUUCAAAACUACCCAAGGCCUCAACUUCAAGGCCAAAUAAGAUUUUAGAAAUAGAAAUCAUUCUAGAACAUACACAAAUAUGACCUUCCUCACGGUCAUCCCCAAGCCUUGUGACUCUUGUCACGUGGGGGCUACUUGGACAAAAAUCUAAGAGUUUGAUGAUGUAGGAUUUUAGUGGCCUACUGGGAUUUUCAUUCCUAGCAAAACUGAAAAGACUUUUCAGGGCGAAGCUAAGAGAAACACGGAAGCACACACACCUGAUGACCGUGGCCCAGAAGAACUGGCCCUUGCUUACUUGAGACAGUGGUUGUUAUCAUUGCUGCCUCCAUUGUUAGCAAGGAAUAGUUAUUACCUCCCUUCAUUUCUUUUUCUCUGUGCCCUGAGGGUUUCUGCCCUUCUCCUUAGAAAACACUUGCCCACCUGGGUUAGGAUCUCCUCAGGGGUGUGGCCAAUCUGUCUUCACUGCUGGAGGCGGAUUUGCAUUGGAGAAGGGAAGGUCUUGGGAGUCGACCAAUCCCAGGGAUGGCCUUGUAUUUUCUGGGACCCCAAUUUCUCAUCGGUGUUUUGGGGGAGACCAGAGCAAAGUCUUUUACGUGGGGAUGUCACCAAAACAUCUAUAUAAUCUUGGGCUACCUUUGAUCCCAGAGCUCACUCUAACAUUCUAAAGUCAAGUGAUCCCACCGAGCCCUCUAUUUAUCUCUGCCUAAGAUAUUAACUUCUUCUUCUUUUUUUUUUUUUUGCCAG